This is a messenger RNA of Aaosphaeria arxii CBS 175.79, 1875 nucleotides long. RefSeq lists its product as uncharacterized. The transcript has a single exon. NCBI's taxonomy places the organism in Eukaryota, Fungi, Ascomycota, Dothideomycetes, Pleosporales. Bases 500 to 1747 code for a protein of 415 amino acids. The record is from RefSeq and is a predicted model, not a curated record.
UGGUAGCGCGUGGCCCUCCUAAGGCCAAGGCUGUGGGUUCGAGUCCCACCCUGGUCGCAUUCGAUUUCUUUUUUUGCUCUUUGCUGAUCUUCGACCCGAUCACAGCCCAGGGUAGAUUUCUUUCUUUUUUCCCUUCUCUUACUCUCUCUGUCCAUACAUUCUAAAAUAAUAUAUUACUUGUUGUAUAGGGUUUUAUAUCUAUUACUUAUAACUUUUGAUGCUGUAGCUCUAGGUUUUAAGGUAAGUAACGGAUCAAAGUUGUUGAGGGUGACACUGCAGCUGUGCCACCAUGAAUGCGCACAGUCAAUAAUGGCCGUGAGAAUCGCACUCCAAACACGACACGAGCACCGUGCAAGGCAAGUGCAAGAUCUUCGUUUGAGCGUCCACUAUACCUCUCAAUCAUUUGCCUGAAAUGUGGGUGCAAAACAGCUGCAAUCUACUUGCCGCGCUAUCGAAGCCUCCAUGGACGAAACCACUGAAGUUGGACCUCCAUAUCACAAUGGACGGCGAAGAACGCAUUCCAUUCCAUUCAUACAUCACGUAUGAAGACGCUCCACCCUAUACUUCAUCGCAAGCCGCGCUGCUAUCACGCUUCACCCAACUUCCCACAGAGCUUCAACUGCGCGUCCUGGACUUCUGUUCUGCGCCUACGCUCUAUCGGAUGAUGCACAUAUCCAUGCUUCGCAACGAAGCUGCAAAGCGGUUUUGGUCACAACCGGAUACAUACUAUCUCGUCCAUGCUCGCUGGCUCUUUUCAGGUGGGCACGCAGGCUAUACAUGCUACGAUCUGUCCUUUAUGGCUUACGUGCAAAAUGUGGAGAUCGAGUACGACCCGUUCUGUGAUAAUAGAAUAGCUCGUGUCCGAGGAGACGAUGAUUAUGGGGUUGAUUACGAUAAGGUUCGACCGUUUUGGAGGGCGUUUCGAACGAGAUUUCCUCGCGCAAAAAGGGUAGUCUUCAAUAAAAACUGGGAAUCGUGGACUCCAUACGAUGAGCCCGUUGCCUGGACUCUCAAGGCAAUCAUCGAGACAUGCCCAAUUGACCUCGAGAUUUCGGCUUUCGCGCUGAUAGAGAAAAGCUCUGGUCGCGGAAGGCGGACUGUGCGUCCUGUUGCGAAGAAUUGGCACAGAGUGCUCUUUCGUCUCGCAGAUGAUGGCAGAUGGAGGGAAGUCACUUCGUCUAAUUUCGAUCGCAAGACCGUUCUCAUGCCUCCUAAAAGAUUUCACGGGCUGGUUGGUGAAUUCAAGGGAAUCUUGCAUCGAAGAGACAUGAUCGAUUUGCGUAAAGAAGGCCUCAGGGCCAUCGCAAUCGAAGCUUUGGAUCGACACUAUUUUUGGAAGGAGGAUCCUGAGCCAUUUCAUUGCCCUGCGCGUGGAUGCCAUGCCUACUUCGAAAAAGCUGGACAGUGGACGCAGCAUGCUGCAGAGGCACACAUGGGGGACAUGCUUGAGGCACCACCUGAGAUUCUACUUCGCCCAGUACUACAGAGUCUACCUCGCGCAUUACAACAGGAUUUCGAAGAACGCAAGAACAAUGUGAUAGAAGGGUUCGAAGCAGAAAAAGGAAAGCUUAAGAAGCUCUUUAGCGAUUGGAAUGAGGAAGGGGGCAAGAAGCAACGGGAGCUAGAACGGGGUUUUAUUCAUCAGUUGGAUAACGACGAGGCAUGGAACACGGGGGUACAUGUAUACAACAGUGCGCUCUUGAGAGAAUUUAGGGAUAUGAUGGAUCCAAGGUGGGCUGGAUACUGACCACGGUCACACACACACUAUAACAGUGCUUCUCUGUUAACAGCGGAGGACAAAUAUGCCGACCAAGCAACGCCGACCAUAUUAGAUACAAGCAACCUGUACUGCAGAGGUACAUAAAAGAAAUUGAG